AAGGAGAAGAAGAAGAACACAGUCUCUAAGCAACUCGCACUCUCGCAGUUCCGCACAGGAUCACCGCAAGGUUGCGGGACUUUCGUUUUAAUUGUUCGCACAAACAGGACGCCGCGAGGAAAAUCGCAGGAUAGUUUCCAGGUUCCCAUGGUAACGACCUUGGGGGAAAUAUAGCUAAUCAAAUAGUCUUGUAACUAAAAUCAACUGCAAGCGUUCCUUGAAAAAGGGCCAUUGAACCUAAAGAUCGUAGAGGCAUGUCGCACAGAAGAAGCCGGAGUAAUACGCCACCCUCGUACACCACCAACAGCAAUGACCCUCGUGAGCUGGAGCGACGGAUUUUUGUCGGAAAUUUGCCCACGGCACACAUGGCGAAGAAGGACAUGGAGGAUCUGUUCAGGCCAUAUGGGAAAAUACAGGCUUUGUCCCUGUUUCGUGGCUACGGAUUUGUGCAGUUUGAGCGAGUGGAGGAUGCUGAGGCCGCUAAAGCCGGACAAAACGGCCGAAUUUAUAGAGGUUAUAAACUAGAUGUAAAUAUGGCAGCGGAGAGACGACAGAAUAAAGCCAGGUCAAGCCCUCCACGCAGAUUAAAACAUUACCAAAAACCGAAUUAUUUCAUGUACUCAAGUGGGAUGGAAACAAUUAAAACUAAUUUAAGCAGUUCAUUCAAUUGUUGGAUGCGUUGUUUAUUUUUGGAGGUUGGUGUUUGUCUUUCAGAGAAAAUGAGACUAAUUAUUUUGCAGUAUCGGAAGAAAGAGGAGCCGUACCCUGAGCGCUACAGGGAACCCUGGAAUGGCAGGAGAGAGUCUGAGGAGGAACGGGUGCGUCCAGAAGAGCGCCGGAGAAAUGAACUUUACCGGCAAUAUUAUGAAGAGCUGCAGAGGCGCUAUGAUGCUGAGAGACCAGUGGACUGUUCCGUCAUAGUCGUCAACAAGCUACAAAAGGAAUAUGCUGAGACGGUGGGCAGGAAGGUUCGGGAUCUGGGUAUGGUGGUGGAUCUCAUCUUCCUGAAUACAGAAGUGUCAUUGACCCAAGCUCUAGAGGAUGUGAGUCGGGCUCGUACACCUUUUGCCAUCAUCAUCACCCAGCAGCACCAAGUACACCGUUCUUGUACAGUCAACAUCCUCUUUGGGACUCCGCAAGAGCACAGGAACAUGCCCAUGCAGGAUGCCAUGGUGCUGGUGGCCCACAACUUUGACUCCUUUAAAGUUGAACACCGUGCUAAAGAAAGGGACGAGUUAGCAACGAAGGCGGCCAAGAUGGCAGAUGAGGUGUUGAUGAGGGAACCUGACAGAGAAGGUCACCCUGCCUCCCUUCUGACCCACAUCACCCUGCUGUCCGAGGGCAGGUUUAUGUCUUCAGAUGAGUUGGCCAGGCUAAUUGACUAUCUGAGAGACAAACGUGAUCGUCUUGUCCGAGGCAGUACUGACACGGUUGCACACCCUCCACCAACGACCCACGAGCCCUCUCAGCCCACACAGCCUCUAUCCGCUCCAGCUCAGCCCGCAUACACCAGCCUGCCCCUUCAUUCCACCCACCUGACCCCUGUGUCCGCCCCCGCCGCCACCAACCAACAGCAGGAGCUCCAGGCUAAGAUCCUCAGCAUCUUCAACAGUGGCAGCGGCACGUCUUCAGUGUCCAGCCCCACUCCGGCGCCCCAAAUGCAGGGUUACUCUUCCAGCCUCGGCCCUCAUACUGCCGGACACCAGUCUUCUCAUGCUGCCACCGGCAUGCCCAAAAUCGCUGCCGUCCAGCCGCAGAGCAGCAUGAUGAACCCUCGGCCUGCCCUGAGGCCUCCUGGCGCUCGUAUGGCCGGGCCGACAGGCGCCCCGAGACCGGCAGUCACCACAGGCACUGGCAUCAACUUUGACAACCCCAGCGUGCAGAAAGCCUUGGAUACACUCAUCCAGAGCGGACCCAUUAACCACUUGGUGAAUAUGGGAUCUGGUGCGGGUCAAGGGAUCCGGUCAGCACAGGGAAUGGGCCAAAGCAUGGAUCCAUCACCCAUGUCCCAUUAUUCCCGCCAUUACUGAAAUGAAUAGAUCUGAUACGAAUCGAGAAGUCGGCAUGGCUCUGAUUUAUCAUAAAUUAUUAUUUUUUUGCUCCUGUGUAAUUUGUGAUAAAAAAAAAAAAAAACUAGUUUUCUGUGAAGUCAUAGUUUUCUGGUUUUACGGUUUAUUUAGUUUUUUUACUUAUCUAACCUUUACAGAGCAUGAUUGAUUGUUUAAUGCAUCAAUAAAUGAGAGAAUUUCUGUUGUUUUAUAUGAAAUUGAUGCAUUGUAUAUACCAGCCAACUUCUGACUUAAUAAAUUCAUUUUUAGAUAAAGAA
This is a messenger RNA of Sinocyclocheilus grahami, 2326 nucleotides long. RefSeq names its product nuclear receptor coactivator 5-like. Bases 255 to 2030 code for a protein of 591 amino acids. Gene Ontology annotation, cellular component: nucleoplasm. The record is from RefSeq and is a predicted model, not a curated record. NCBI's taxonomy places the organism in Eukaryota, Metazoa, Chordata, Actinopteri, Cypriniformes, Cyprinidae. Gene Ontology annotation, biological process: regulation of signal transduction. The transcript has 10 exons. Gene Ontology annotation, molecular function: RNA binding.